Molecule: messenger RNA, 4567 nt
Organism: Eriocheir sinensis (Chinese mitten crab)
Lineage: Eukaryota; Metazoa; Arthropoda; Malacostraca; Decapoda; Varunidae
Product: transcription elongation regulator 1-like
Exons: 19
Coding region: 42-4106 (1354 amino acids)
Cellular component (GO): nucleus
Molecular function (GO): RNA polymerase binding; transcription coregulator activity
Source: RefSeq, a predicted model, not a curated record
AGCUCUCAGCGCGGGGCAAGGGACGCCAUCACCACGCAGACAUGUCGGACGAAAUUGACGGCCCCGACAAGCUUAACGCUGCCCCUGGCGAGGCUGGGAACGCAGACGGGGACAACGAUGGAGGCUCAGGGCCGCCCAUGGCCAUGCGAGGGGGGCGCGGGGGGUUCAGGGGUCGAGGAAGAGGAUUUGGGCCAAUGGGGCCUAUGGGACCAAUGGGGCCAAUGGGACCAAUGGGACCAAGAGGGCCAGGAGGUCCUGGAGGUCCAGGAGGCCCAGGGCCUGGGGGUCCGAGAUUUAGGGGUCGAGGUGGGCCAGGGUUUCGCCCUCCCCCUCCAGGGUUCAGAGGCCCACCUCCAUUUGGGCCACGAGGGCCAAGAUUUGGUCCACGGGGCCCACCACCAUUUGAUCCCAACUGGGGACCAAUGCCACCUCCACCACCAGGCAUGGGAGGUCCUAUGGGUCCACCAGGCAUGCCCCCAAUGGGACCAAUGGGUCCAAUGGGCCCUAUGGGGCAUCCAGGGCCAUGGGGACCAAUGGGUCCUCCAGGGCCAGGUGGGCCACCAAACCAACAACCCAACCAGAAUCAACAAAAUUCCCUCGGAGGCAUGGACUUGAGUGGUGAGAUCUGGGUCGAGACAAAGACAAGUGAGGGAAAGUCAUACUACUACAAUGCCCGAACCAGAGAGACUACGUGGACAAAACCUGAAGGAGAUGGUGUGAAAAUUUUGACGCAGCAAGAGGUUGAAGCCAUGGCCCAAGCUGCUGGUGUAACACCCCCUAGUCAGGGUGGAGGGGGUGGUGGUGGGGCUCCAGCCUCUAGUGGCAACACAGGUGGCAGCAGUGGCGCUAACAACCAGGGCCCGGGAGGGGGAGGUGGCAGUGGCCCUCCUAAUCAAGAGAAUGGUGACAAAGAAGAUGGAGAUGAAGAAGGCUCAGGGGGAUGGCAGGGGCCUCAAGGACAGUGGGGACCUCCUGGUGUGGGUAUGGGACCACCCCCUGGUGGACCUCCAUUUGGAAUGCCCCCUGGUGGUCCAUUUCCUGGAGGACCUGGGGGGCCUCCUCCAUAUGGUGUCCCACCUGGACCACCAGGUUUUGGUCCUGGCCCUGGCCCUGGCUGGAAUGGUUACCCUGGCCAUGGGAUGCCCCCUGGCCCUCCAAUGGGUCCUCCAGGCUGGGGAAUGCCACCUCCAGGGAUGGGAAACAUGUCCCAGGGCAGCCUCAUGGGAGACCAACAACAGCAGCAGCAACAACAACAACAGCAGCAGCAGCAGCAACAGCAGCAACAACCACAGCAGCAACAGCCACAGCAGCAACAACCACAACAGCAGCAGCAGCCACCACACCAGCAGCAGCAGCAGCCCCCACAGCAGCAGCAACAGCAGCCUGGGGGCCAACAGCAACAGCAAGAACCAGAUUCGUUGUCAGGACCUGAAGUAAGCCAUUCAUUGCUUUACAAGGGGAGUAGCAAUGCCCCAGGGGGUAAUAGCAGCAAUGGUGGUGUCAGUGACAGCAUUUCAAGCACUGUGACAAGUGCUGUGGUGGUGGCAAGCAGCACCACAGUAGUUACUCAAGGAGCACCCUCUUCAUCAAUUGAUGACUCCAGCCUGGAUCCUGAGUUAGUGGCUCAGGCUGCACACUGGACUGAGCACAAGGCCCCUAAUGGGAAGAACUACUACUAUAACUCCAAGACACAAGAGAGUGUUUGGGACAAGCCUCAAGCCAUGAAGGAUUUAGAGGCUGCAAGAUUAGCUUUGGCUCAAGGCAUCAGUUUGUCAGUAACUACUGGGCCAGGAGCUCCUGGUACUGAAACAGAUAACUCUCAGGAGGGCAGCAGUACCAAGGUAAAUGGGGAUGACUCUGCUUCUCCGGACAACAAGCAGACAUCAAUGGAGGUGGACAAUGAUGACUCAAAGGAUGGUGAAAUGGAGGAUCAAAAAGUCCAACAGGAUCUGAGUCGACCUGUCUCCUCACAGCCAGUGUCAGGCACCCCUUGGUGUGUGGUGUGGACUGGGGAUGGCAGGGUAUUCUUCUAUAACCCAACAACAAAAACAUCUGUCUGGGAGAAACCUCCUGAUUUGCUUGAUCGGGCAGAUGUUGAGAAGAUGGUGACUACUCCCCCAGCUGAGGUGGUGGGCUUGAAGAAUAAAGCUGAGGAGCCUUCUAAGGAUGAGCCGCUCACAAAGAAACCUCGUACUGAAACGCCCAUAACAACUGCAAGCCCUGCUUCCACUAUUCUGAGUCAUGUUAAAGAUGAAGUAAAGAGGAUAGACAUUGGGAAGGAGGCAGCCAUAGAAGCUGAAGUGAAGGCAGCCCGAGAGCGAGCCAUUGUCCCUCUGGAAAUUCGUAUGAAGCAGUUCCGGGAUUUAUUGGCAGAAAAAGGAGUUUCUGCAUUCAGUUCAUGGGAGAAGGAGCUGUCAAAGAUAGUUUUUGAUUCUCGCUAUCUUCUGCUCACUUCCCGUGAGAGGAAACAAGUAUUCGAAAAGUAUGUAAAAGAGCGUGCUGAGGAGGAGCGCCGUGAGAAGAGGAAUAAACUGAAGGAGCGUAAAGAAGACUUUCGCAAACUGCUGGAAGAGGCCGGACUGAAUGGAAAGUCAUCCUUCAGUGACUUUGCAGCCAAGUACAGCAAGGACGACCGUUUCCGCAACAUUGAGAAGAUGCGGGAGAGGGAGAGCCUCUUUGAUGAGUUCCUACUGGAGGUGCGCCGUCGAGAGAAAGAGGAAAAGGCUGCCAAGCGUGAACAGAUAAAGAAGGACUUCUUUACAAUGCUGAAAGAAGCUGACAUUGAUCGCCACAGUCGGUGGUCAGAUGUGAAGCGUAAAGUGGAUGGUGACCCCAGGUACAAGUUAGUUGAGUCUGGGGUGCAGCGAGAAGACUGGUUCAGGGACUAUAUGAUCAAGAUCAAGGAAGAACGAAGACGUUCCCGAGACCGGUCCAGGACACGAGACCGUGACAGGGAGAGGGACAGGGACAGGGAAAGGGAACGGGAGAGAGAAAGGAGUGACCGCGACCGAGAUCGCCUAGAGAGAGAGCGGGAAAGAGAACGUGGAGAAAAGGAGAGAGAGAGGAGAAGCAGAGAGUCACGAGAUCGUAGCAAGGAAAGAGAGAGGGCUGACCGAAAGGAGAAGAAAAAGGAAAAGAAAGACAAGGAAAGAGAGAAGGAAAAGGAAAGGGAAAGAGACCGAGAAGAGAAGAAAGAAAAAGAAAAGGAUAAGGAAAAAGAACGAGAAGAUCUUGAAACUGUUCCAGAAGAAGGAGAAGAUGUGGAGGACAACCAUAAGAGUGAGGUCAGGGGAGUCAAAUUGUCAAGCAUGGGUGAGGAUACAGGAAGUGAAGGUCCAGAUGAGGAGCGUGAGGAUGGAGAAGCAAAUGAAGCAGCUGAGGAAGAGGAGCGUGAAAGACAGAGAAGGAUUGAAGAGUCUUUGAGAAAGAGGGAGGAAGAGGUUCAAAGGGCAUUGGCUGGGCACCUCCGUGAUCGUGACAAGGAGCGCAUGCAACACAAGCAUGAUGAGGCUGUCCACAAUUUCAAUGCAUUAUUAGCAGACUUGGUUCGAAGCACUGAUUACACAUGGAAAGAAGCCAAAAAGUCAUUGAAGAAGGACUCACGAUGGGAGUCUGCUGGAGCCUUGGAACGAGAAGAAAAAGAGAAGUUAUUCAACAGCCAUGUUGAAAACCUCACAAAGAGGAAACGAGAAAAGUUUAGGGAACUGCUGGAAGAACUGCCAGAUUUGCACUUGGACUCAAAUUGGAAGGAUCUGAAGAAGGAGUUGAAAGAUGACCCUCGCUACACCAAAUUUUCAUCUUCAGACAAGAAAUGUGAGAGGGAGUUUCGAGAAUACUUGAAAGACAAGCUAGUGGCUGCCAAAGCUGACUUCAGAGAACUACUAAAGGAAACCAAAAGCAUCACACAUCGGUCUCUUAAGUUAUGCAGUGAAGCGGAGCAGCACAUGCGUGACAUUGUGGAAGUGUUGCGUAAGGAUCGCCGCUAUCUGGUGCUAGAAUGUCAACCUGAUGAAAGAUCAAAGAUCUUGAUGGCAUACAUGGAGGAGCUAGAGAAAAGAGGACCUCCUCCUCCUCCUACUGCAUCAGAACCAACUAGACGCAAGUGAUUCUUUAAAUCACUUGCAGCUUGUCAUAAUGCUGUUGUCAUUUUUUUUUUUUUUUUUUUAAAUAGUGAUAAAGGCCUUUUUCAGUUUUUUUUCAGGUUCCCCAAUAAAUGUUGUUAUUGGCUGGCAUAUUAUAAGGUAUAGUAUCAUGUGGGAGUGGAUGUAAUUAGGCCUUUUCUUAUUUUUGUUAUUUCAUUAAGUGAUAUUAAUAUUAUAGUAGUAUACAGUUUUGAUGAUUACUGUAGCCUCUCCAUUUUGGGAAGUGGGCAGAAAAGCUUUUUUCUGUAUUAGGAUAUACAAAUAAAAGUAUUUUGGACAGUGUAUGGAAGCUGUCAGUCAAUUGACACAUUGUACUAAAGGUUAUUUAUGGCUGUAUUUUUAAAGCUGUUUGAAGACACACACUUAUUAAUUUAAAAAAAGUUGGUGUCCAUGUUGUAAUUUUAAAAAAUAAAUGUUAGCCUUAU